Molecule: messenger RNA, 3867 nt
Organism: Fusarium verticillioides 7600
Lineage: Eukaryota; Fungi; Ascomycota; Sordariomycetes; Hypocreales; Nectriaceae
Product: serine/threonine protein kinase
Exons: 4
Coding region: 1-3867 (1288 amino acids)
Biological process (GO): protein phosphorylation
Molecular function (GO): protein kinase activity; protein binding; ATP binding
Source: RefSeq, a predicted model, not a curated record
AUGCCGCCUUCAUGCUUUGAUCUGAGCAGCUUGAACAUCUAUCAUCCAAUUACUGAUCCCCAAAACGAAAUGGAUUCCUCUUCAGGAAGAAAUCUGACGUCUUUUAGGGGGGAAACCUCCGAUCCUACGACCUUUAAACCGUAUGACCCGGAAACCCUAGACGAUGCGCGCUUCAUCCCGAACGCCUUGGACUUUGCCUAUCGAGCCUUCUUGGCUGACAAUGCCGUGACAUUAUCGGUACCUCCGGCAUUUUCGAAUGCACAAGCCGUGGACAGCGCCUCAUACGCCGGCCGGGGCGCUAGCUUCACCGUUUAUCGACGUCGCAUCCCGCCCCAGAAGCUCCUAACGUCGGUUACAAACAUGGAUGGCCUCUUGAUCGAAAUCAAAGACAAACGCAAGCUGCCGGAGGUAGUAGCAUACAAAGUGGCCGUCAUCGAGUUUUCGGAUAAAGGUGAAGCCACUCAAACGUCCCGGCACGCCAUAGACGCUGCAAUCAUGGAACUCUAUCUCUCGACGCACCGCCCAAUCCUGCAACACCCCAAUCUCGUAGACUUUCUUGGAUUGGCAUGGGGAGCAAACCCAUUCAACUCGUCGCAGAAACUGCCGGUUCUUAUGGUGGAGUUUGCGGAACACGGGAGCCUCUCGCAGCUGCAACAGAGGGAGUAUCUCGGCAUAGAGACUCGCCGUAAGCUCUGCCUUGAUGUCUGCAAAGGCCUGCAUAUGCUUCAUUCAUGCGGCAUAGUCCACGGCGACAUCAAGGCACCGAAUGUCUUGAUAUUCCCAGAUACAGAGCACAAGUACAGAGCCAAAGUGAAUGACUUCGGCUACUCUCAGGUGAUAAAUACUGAAAGGAGCAGCCUCUUGCUAGGAGGAACCCGGCCGUGGAAGGCCCCAGAGGCGAAAACAGCAGUCACAGUAUCAGACGCAAAGUAUACCGACAUAUACUCACUGUCACUCUUUAUCUGGUGUACAUUUGCGCAUGGUCAAAACAUCUUCAAACUCCUCGUGGACCCCUCCAAACAAGGCGAAGAAUUCUUCGCGGAAGCGGAGAAACUGAAGGUUAGCCAAGAGCUAGCUGCCCAGACAGAUAUUUCUGCAUGGUACAUGAAAGCCAUUAUGGCCACUACUUAUGGCGACACCGGCCAGUUCCUCCAGCGCUUCCAGUCUCUCCAGCAGCAAUUGCAGCAGAACAACACACAGGCCAACCACCCAGCAGUCGGCAUUGACGACAUUGAAAAGAUUCUGUGUGCAAUUCCACCCGCGCUUUUUCAAGCGAUGGAGCCACUGAAGCAACAGCUGAUCGCAACUGUUGAAAGUUUGGGCUCAUACGAAGCGAUGAAAAGAGCUGUGACAAUAGGAUUAUCGAAUGAGCCACACCAGAGGGACCUAGAACAAAUCAUGGUCGCCCUGGGCCACAGUGGUUCGUUUACUCAAGAUAGUGCGGAGCAGAAUCAAGUGUUGAAAUCGAACCUGAAUCAACAUUUCUUUACGUGGCGCCACUGGACGAAGAUGGACCCUUCCGUUCAGAGGUACCUGACAACAACAUACAUCCAAAGAGGCGAGGGGGAGGUUAAGAAAGGUAUGAUAAACCCACCGGAGGCGUUCCUUCUCACGGCUCUCUACAUCAACGGAUACGGUGUAGACAAGGACACAUCGCAAGCAUUGCGAUGGCUCUUUAACGCAUGGGGAGUGAAACAUCCACUGGCGUCAGCAUACGGAUACAGAAUCGCGCAGGCCAUCGGGCACACACCUGAUAACCUAGAAAGCGUAAUCGAAACCCUUGAACUAAUGGCGCUGCGUGGUUCAAGAACUGCCCUCCAAGAUUUAGCCAUGCUCUCCAAGAGUACCUACGAGAAGACGAAGAAAACAAUCCGUGACGUCCUCGCAGGCACGGGCGCCAAUUUCUUCUUCAAGACAGAAAUGCUCCAUGGAUUCGCUCACAAUAUGUGGAUCAGAACCUUUGAAAACAUACCGAUUUUGCUUGAGAACUUUUCUCAGCUCGAUUCCAUCGCCGACUACACAGCCAACAAGAGAGGUGACCGGAUUCUUCAUGUGGCUGCAAGUUGCGGUCAAACGGAAGCCAUCGGAGCUCUACUGAAUCACUUUCCGUCGCUGGAAGUUAAUCAGCUCAACGGUCAAGGCGAGACGCCGCUUCUUUGUGCUUGCCGCGCUGGGCAGUAUGAUACGGUACUGUGGCUCGCUUCCAAUGGAGCAACAGCGUCGGUGGCACGGAAUGGAGAGUCUCCGCUUCACUGGCUGAUAUCCUUUAAUGAUGAGGAGAUCGAAAGCGUUGGCCCAGCACUGAUCCAAGCCGGUGCGGAUGUGAAUGCCAAGACGAGCACAUUCAUCGCUUACCAAGCGGGGUUCCCGGCAUCGCUAGAUAUUGAUCGGCUCCCGGAGGGUCAUCCAAUCGGAUGGGCGACUCAGUGUGACCGUCCCAAAAUUGUCAAGUUCUUGCUAUCCCACACAGCCGAUCCGAGGAUGUGCAAUACAUCGUGGCCUCAAGCAAGAAGUGCAUUGGAGAUUGCAGCAUCGCAGCUUCGUUCAGAAUGUCUGGAGUUGAUGAUCCAUGCCAUCGAGCAAUUCAACCUCGAACAAGGGGCAGAGAAACGGGGCGGCUUCUUUGUGACAGGUCUCCUUCAGCAGGCCGUUUACGGCAGCAGCCUAUUUGAUAUGAUCCUAUACCAUGGGCCGAGAUACCAACAGGCGAUGGAAUCAACUUUCCAGUGCCUGUUGCCAAGGACCAGCAGACUUGUCUCCCCUCAAGGCUACGGCGGCUUCAACCAAACCCUUCUAUAUUUGGCUAUCUCGCUAGCCCGAGAUGAAUUGGUUGAAUAUCUCCUCAAGCACGGCGCCGACGUCAUCAAAACUGGGGAAAACUACGAUGAAGAAGUGCUUCAAUCCCAAGACGUCGGUGCGUUCAAAACCGCUGAUAUUAACCGCGCAUGUGGCGUUGACCUGCGAACGCCGCUGCUAGAGGCCGUUCGAUGGAAUCGCCCCACAAUGGUCAAUCUCCUCCUUGAACAUGGAGCCCAUGCCACGGGAGCUUCCAAGAAUCCUUUCAGUGGACAAGACUCAACAUGGACCGCUCUCCAUGUCCUUGCGUAUGCAGGACAAAACGAUACGCGACUAGUCCAACCCCUUCUUGACCAUGGCGCGCCCCUCGACGGCUUCCCGGACGAACCAGGCAGAACCGAAUCCCCACUGCUCGUCGCGGUGCAGAACGACCAGUUCCAACUCGCUGAAUGCUUUGUAUCGCAUGGUGCCGAUAUCAACUUCACCAGCAUGAGCAGCGGCCAUCUGAGCUUCACAAACCCCACGACUAUCUUGGGCCAUGUCAUCGCCUCCAACGCGCGAAAUUCAAUUGCACGUCUCCGCUACCUCCUUGACAGUGGGGACUGCUUAGACUUCAUCGUCGAGCGAACCCGGCAGUGGACGGCGCUCCACCGCGCCGCAGCCGCUCACAUCGAUGCCGAGUUCCGCGGGACGGAUGCAACCGAGGCGGCUGAGCUGGACUGGACUGACAUCGACUGGAGUGCAAACCGCGAGAUCGUGAAUGAGCUACUGUUGCGGUUUAGUGAUCCGGCACAGCUUGAUGCUGUCGAGAAAAGCAUGGGGCUAACGGCGAUGCACCUGGCAGUUCUCGCGGGUAAUGAUGCCGCAGUGAAAUUGCUUCUUGACAAGGGUGCCCGCGGAGACAUGCCGAGUGCAGGCGGCCAGGGACCGACAGCCGCUGACAUGGCACUUGGAAUACAGAUGGAGAGGUUGUCUGUGAGUGAAGAAGGUGCUCGGCCUGGCGAAGAGGAGGUAGCGGCUCGUAAGAGGUGUAGUGAUCUUCUAAAUCCGCUAGCCCAGCCUUUAGCAUGA